Cydia pomonella (codling moth) is the source of this 3494-nucleotide messenger RNA. RefSeq lists its product as uncharacterized. NCBI's taxonomy places the organism in Eukaryota, Metazoa, Arthropoda, Insecta, Lepidoptera, Tortricidae. Bases 757 to 2703 code for a protein of 648 amino acids. The transcript has a single exon. The record is from RefSeq and is a predicted model, not a curated record.
AAAUCAUUAAACAUUUUUAUGCAGCGAUAACUUUUUUCAGUUAAAGAUUUGGAAUUACCUGCCAUAGUAAAAGUUUUAGAACUUUGAAUAAGCUAUCCAGUGACAUAUCGCUUGUCCUUAUUGGUCAAUAGGCCAAUCUGACCCUCAUUCCUUUCAUUUCCAUAAUAAAAAUGCAAUAUCGUUAUUAAAUACGCCAUAAAAAAUAUGAUGUGUAGUGUAAAUAUUAUGCCAGCCUUACGGUUCUUGAGAAACAGCCAGUUACCAGACGGAAUGACAGUGGAGGCUUAUGGCUCCUUUACAUGAUGGCCCAGCGAGAUGGCCAUGCGAUGGUUGAGAGCACGCAUUAUGGAAUGGGCCACGUGUAGAUGCGUAACUGCGACACACUACGCGCCAGCACCGACCUUUGAUGACGAAAAACCGACACCGUGGCCAUCCCGCCGCGCCGUAAACCAUACGAUACCACUACCAUCUCUACACGCUGACCUGUAUUGGGCGGAUAUAAUGGCCAGGUAAAUAUAGAGUAUUGUAGAGGAGCCAUUAGUGAUACUUCGGUUAAGGAACCCUAAAAGCAUUGUGCUAUUUAAAAACAUGCCACGUCAAAGCCUUAAUAAUAUCAUCGACUUUAUCGUAUAGUUUCAACGUCAAUCAUGCGUACAUCACUAAAAUUGUAACCGUCGUUCGUAUUCAAAAGUUCGGUUGCUUUGUUUCGGUUGCAAAAUGUAAUUUUUUAUAAAUUUACCAAAAAUCUGCUCAAUUAUGUCGGGUAAACUGCAGGACUAUCAAGUUUUAGACGUUCUGUGCGGCGGCACGUUCUACAAAGUGCGGCACAAGGUCACCAACGACAUAUUCGCAUGGAAGGCUUACGAUUGCACUGCGUACUCUAACGAGCAGCUACGGGGCGUCGCGCUCGAUGCGGAUGCGGUAAACAAAGCCUGCGGUGGCGCUGCGGCCCUGUUGCGCGUGCACGACACGGUGCUGCACGCGCCCUCGCGCACGCUGUACUUCGUGCUGGAGCACAGCGCCUGGCGCAGCCUCGCCGAGCUCAUCGACACCUGCGUCUCUGCCGACAAGUGCGCCUCGGAGGCUUUCGUGUGGCACUUGCUUCUAGAGCUGGCUCGCGCGUGCCGGGCCCUGCAGAAUGCUAAACUCUCCGUCCUACGUGUCUGCCUCUCGCCAGCUACGGUUCUUGUCGAAGAGGGCGGUACAGUGCGUUUUCAUUGUUGUGAGCCAGCGGCGGCGCCCGGGGCGCCUACCGCUCCCAUCUUGCGGCAACUCGGCGACCUGCUAAGUGCUUUGUGCGCCGCGCCCCGCGCCGACAAGAACUCUCAAUACAGCGAUGAUCUUCUCCAUAUUAUCGGCUUCCUCAUAGAUGAACGGAAUUCGAAUCUACAUCCAGACGUCAUACUAUACCAUCCCACGGUGCUUGCUAACAUCGAAACGUUCUCACGUCCCAAACAUUUGAGUGAAAUACUUGUCUCGGUUGAUUACUCACAUUCCACAUCAGUGAACAAGUGUGACUCUGAGAAGGCUGUGGAGUUGAGCAGGGCUGUGCAACCCGCGCCACGGUCCUCGAAAUCGCAGGAGAGCCCUAUCUACUGCAAUAUUACACCAAAAAAAUAUUGCAACAAAGACAUUUUAGAGUCAAACUCGCCUCAAGGCCAGUUAUCUCCCACUAUAGCCGCCUUGGCUCUUGAGCUGCCAGGAUUCGUUCCUCGCAGCCGAAAGGCGAUAACUGGAGCCCUGGAAACAUACACUGCUGCUCAGCAAGUGACAGAAAACACUCUGAGCCAGCAAUGGAUGUCUCGCCUUAUUGCACUAAGACAAAGGGAACACAGUCUCAAUCAGAGGGAAAGAGACCUCAUUGCAAAAGAGAUUUUGAAUAGUCCUGCUACUAAGAUCAUUCCUCUGAAUGAUUUUGAGGUGCCAGACAUUAGGGAGAGUAAUGGGAUCACCCUGCCUCCUAUGAUAACACAAGCAGAGGACAGACAGUGGGUGUCGCGCCGCCACAGAAGAACUAGCUCAGCGCGUCUCAAAAAUCGGCGAAAAACGUUCGCAUACGAGGACUUGGACAGCUCUCUGUCUGCUGACAAUGGAGAUGGCAGCAUGAUCAUCACAGCCACCAAGUUCACCAAGGACAAUAUGCCUCGGAACUUGUUUCCUGAACCGGCUAAGAAAGUGCACUUUACCCCAGUGAAUCCUUUUGCAGAGAGUGAUGAAAGUGUGACUCUGACCUUCUACGAGUUAGAAAAUGUGGACAAGGAAGGCUACCAGGUGCCAAGACAGCAGGAGCAAGUGGUCAAAGACAUUUCUAAGUUCAAAUACCUAGAUUUAGAGAAGGUGACCUCUGAGAAAAGAGCAGCUAUGCCCUGGAGCCACUCAUCACCUUCCAAGCAGGCCAAGAUCUCACAGACUCUAUUCUCAGAUAUCACCAAUACAAAAGGGAAUUUAAGAAAAACUCCAUCAAAGUCGAGCAUUACUUCAAAAGGGUCAAGUAUCUCGAGAUUUUCUAUAGCCUCAAGCAAAAGCCAGUGGAGUAUGGACUCCAGUAGCAAGGCUAGUGAUGGCAGCAUCUCUGACAGGACUCGCGCGAGCAUCCGGCAGUCCUUAGCGCAGACCCCCAUAGCCCCUGAUGCUAAAAAGAAAAGCAGAAAGUCUCUGCUGCCUUUCAAGACACCAUUUAAAUUCAUCACAACUAAAAUUUGACUAAAAUAGUCUCUAUAAGGCUAGAUUUAAGAUGUAUGCAAUAUUAGUGCCCAGAUUUUAAGUAAUCAUUUUAGUGUGCUAGAUUGAUAGUUUCAAUAUUUUUUUAUAUUCUGAAUCAGUGAUUCCUUAAGCUUUUUAUGCCUAUUUGGUUGUGGUGUUUUAAAAAUGAAGUGUAUAAAACAGAGUAUUACUCUGCUUAUGUCUUCUAUAAGUUACCUCUCCUAGUGUUAGUAGUAAGUGCUGCUUCAUAUAUCUCCAGUUUCAAAUUGGAUCCAGGUUUGUAUUGUUUUAUUUUAUAUUAUUUUAAUUGUAUUAUAAUUGAGAAACGGACAUCAACCCACCCGAAACUUAGAAUAGUGAAAUUAUAUAAAUGAAAUAUAUAAUUAUUGUACAUUAUGUUUACUAAAUGCAACUAUGCAGCUUAUGAUGUUGCACUUUCUUUGCUUUUUACAUUUGGUGUAAAUUUCUUUAUUUUGCAAGUUGUGUAUGUCUAUAAAUAGAGUGCAUCUGAGGAACAAUCAUCCCAAUGAUAUCUAUGAUGUAUUACACGAAAUUUCAACUUGUUUUGAAUAUUUACAUAAGUGAUAAUGAGGAUACUCAUCAAACGUGUUUAGUCUUAAUGUCUUCCACUUGUAAUAAAUCGAGAUGAAUUCUAAAAGUUUAUAAAAACUAUUUUUAUACCUAGCAGUAUGUACAGAUACAGAUGCCAUAUUUUUAAACUAAAAUUAAUUAGAUCAUACAUUAUUAUAAGAAAAUAGGAUAAGAGAUUAAUAAAUAGAUAACUUUAAGAA